Messenger RNA from Phalacrocorax carbo (great cormorant), 1670 nucleotides. NCBI's taxonomy places the organism in Eukaryota, Metazoa, Chordata, Aves, Suliformes, Phalacrocoracidae. The record is from RefSeq and is a predicted model, not a curated record.
UACCAAGGGGCGCGGGUGGGGAGGGAGCGGCCUGUGCGCGAGGAGCCGUGUGGCGGCGCGCGGGCUCUUGGGUCUCUCGGCGCGGCCGGGCCGGACCGGACCGAUCGCAGCCCCGUCACGGGCCCCGCCGCCGCCGGGCCGGGCCCGCCGCCCCCUCCCGCCCCGUCCCGCUCCUUCCCGUCCCUUCCCGUCCCCCGGCCCGCUGUGUGGGAGGCGCCGGGCCCGCUCGGAAGAACGCCGACGCGCUCAAUGCCCAGGGUGUUCUGUUGGAAUAUACGUCGCACAUUUAUGGCGAUUCUGAGUGUGAGGGCAGACUUCUGCCAGGCCCAGCACAGCAUCCUGGCUGACAAGUGAGCUGAGAGCAGCGGAUUCUACGUGCCAUAAUUACUUUGCCUUGAAGACUCCAGACACAGCGAACACACUCAAAUAUAUGGGAUAUCUUCUGCACAUUGGAAGCAUAUUCCUUUUACUGACUCUAGCAAAACUAAGCAUCAAGAAAACAAAGUGGAGAGAAAAUCUGCCCUUACUUUUUUGCCUCACCAGUGCCUAAAUGUAGAACAGGCUGCCUAGUCUUGCAUAUAGUCAGAAUUUUUGGAGUCUGAAGGAUACCACCUGCAGUAAUUGAGGCCGAAGUUGAAUUCAAGUGGAUUCUGAAGCAAACCUGCUUUUCUAGAAACAAAUUCCUUAAGGAACAAACACGUCAAAGCAAGCUCUGAUCAAUCCCAGGCAUUUUAGUGGUCUUUUUAAUGUUUUCUGCUGUGAAACGUUUCCAAGGUUAUUGAUUUUUUUUUUAAUUUUCUUUUUUUUUUUUGGCCCCUUACAUAUUUUGUUUGCCAUUAUGAACCGUCCAGCCCCCGUGGAAAUUACUUAUGAGAAUAUGCGUUUCCUGAUCACUCACAACCCAACCAAUGCAACUCUCGGCAAGUUCAUAGAGGAGCUGAAGAAGUAUGGAGUGACAACCUUGGUGCGAGUUUGUGAUGCCACUUACGAUCAAGCUCCUAUCGAAAAAGAAGGAAUCCAUGUUCUAGACUGGCCGUUUGAUGAUGGAGCACCACCCCCGAAUCAGAUAGUUGACGACUGGCUAAACCUGUUGAAAACCAAAUUUCGUGAAGAGCCUGGAUGCUGUGUCGCUGUUCACUGUGUUGCAGGCUUGGGAAGGGCUCCUGUACUGGUUGCACUUGCUCUCAUUGAAUGUGGAAUGAAGUACGAAGAUGCAGUUCAGUUUAUAAGGCAGAAAAGGAGGGGAGCUUUCAAUUCCAAACAGCUGCUUUACCUUGAGAAAUACCGACCUAAGAUGCGAUUACGCUUCAAAGAUGCCAACGGUCACUGCUGUGUUCAAUAAAAAAAAAAAUCUCAAACGAAGGCAGAAGUUAGCAUGGCUGUUUUCUGGACUCUUGGCACCUGGAAAUGUGAAUCUGGAAUCAAACUACGUCAUCAAAUUAGUGGUGGAGUCAGUGCUCCUCAACCUCUGUCCUAAUGGUGGUGAUGAUUGAAAAAAAAAAUAAUAAAAAAAUAAAAAAAAAUUAAGAGAAACAUUUCAGUGAAGGAUUGUUUUCUCCUUAAGCUGCAGUUUGAACAUCUGCAAGGAGAAAAUCAGUUUCUGAACCUGUAUUUUUAACUUUUUAAGAAAAGAAAUAAAGUAAAUUUUAUGUCUAAGGAAAACCAGCAGA